Drosophila sulfurigaster albostrigata is the source of this 2052-nucleotide messenger RNA. RefSeq lists its product as uncharacterized. The transcript is spliced from 4 exons. NCBI's taxonomy places the organism in Eukaryota, Metazoa, Arthropoda, Insecta, Diptera, Drosophilidae. The record is from RefSeq and is a predicted model, not a curated record. The coding region runs from base 87 to 536 and encodes 149 amino acids.
UAUAAAUUGUGAAAUACAUAAAAUCUUUCGAGAACUUGAAUUUGAAAAAUAAAUUGUUUAAACAGUCUUAAAGAUUAUACAUAGUGAUGGAUAGAUUCAUUACGAAAAAGGCAGCUUCUGGUGCAACUGAAGCUAAUGCUCCGCAAGUGACAGUAGAUGAUGAGCCAAACAACAAUUCGCCCAAAGCGGAUCGAAAAUUUCCCAGCGAGUGGCUCACCAAGUUUUCGUGGCUUAAAAACGAAGGUGGUCGUGGUUUUUGCAAGGCGUGUGAAAAAUUUGUUUUCAACCACAUUACCCAUAUUGAUCGGCACAGCAAGCAGGCUCUGCAUCAACGCAACGUCAAAAGCAAGGAAAACCAAAUUAAAAUGCACGAAUUCGCCUCACGGUCAAAAAAAGUUGAUGAUGAAGUUCAGUAUGCCAUUUACACAUUAAUGAUGUUUGUCAUAAUGCAUAACUUGCCAAUUUCGCUUAUGGACUAUCUGCCCAACUUGCUGUGUGUAUGCUGUCCGGAUUCCAAAAUAGCAAAUGACAAAUGACAGAGCAGCUGGCGGGAAAAUCAUUCAAAAACAUUAUAAGUUCGCUAAAAAAUUCAAAAUUUUCCCUAAUUGUUGACGAAACUACUGAUGUUUCGUGCCGCAAGGCGUUUGUGUUGGUGGCAAGGCAGUUUCAAAGCGUUACGAAAACAAUCACGGACAAGUUUCUUGGGUUGAUAGAGCUUGACAAAUGUGACGCUGAGUCAAUCUAUCAAUCUACUAAACAAUUUUUUACAUCAAACGAGAUCCCACUAAACAAUUUAAUUGGACUUGCAACCGACGGAGCAAAUACUAUGGCGGGAAGCCUAUCUGGAUUGAAAACAAAAAUGAGUAAGGACACCAACUUAUUUUAUAUGAAGUGUACUUGUUACUCACUACAUUUGUGCGCAAGCUACUCUUGCAAAAAAUUGCCAUCAGACGUUGAAAAGCUGUGCAGGAACAUUUAUUCCUAUUUCGCGUGGAGUCCUAAGAGAGUGCUAGAGCUAAAAGAAUUUCAAGACUUCUGCGACAUCAAGCCCCAUAAAAUCUUAGGAUUAGCAAUGACACGGUGGCUUUCUCUUGAGAAAGUUAAUUGUAGAAUUGUAGAGCAGUGGGAUGCACUACAGCUUAAUUUUCUAUCCCAAUGUUCGGAAGUCAAUAACAUAAAGCCCAAGGAGUUAGCCAAUAUUAUGUUAGCACCGGAAAUAAAAGCAUAUAUAUUGUUUUUAACGUACGCUCUAAAAAUUAUUAAUGAACUUAACACUGAAUUUCAAUCCGAAUCUGUCAGACUUCCAUACCUAUACAAUAAAUAGACUUGAAGUUUCUGUUAAGUUAAUAUUAUGUAACUUCUGUCAAACUCCUUAUAUUAAAAACAAAAAUAUAAAAGAUAUCGUCCUUAAAGAUAAAAAUCACUUUUUACCUGUAGCAAAAAUUUGUAUUGGUACAAAAGCGCAGCAGUAUAUUGAUAGCGAAAAUCUGAGUGAAUUUGAAAAGUGUAAAAUUAAAGAAACUAUUCGUGAAUUUUAUAUUGAGCUGAUUUCACAAAUAAAAAUGAGAUUUGACUUCGAAAGAGAAGAUGUAAAACUUUUAGAGGCAAUAACUCCAGCUAAAUUUCUAAGCGAAGAUGAACUUUCAAUAGUACCUUUGAUGAAAACCUUCGAAAAUUUAUACAAUGGUGAUCCCGAUGAUCUAAUAUCCCAAUGGAACCAACACCGUCUGUCUUUAAAUGAGGGAAAAGAAAAAGACAUUUGUAAAUUUUAGACAGACAUUGGAAGUAAAAAAAACGGUCUUGACGAACCGCUGUUCAAAAGCUUGAUAGAAUUCAUAUAUAACUUGAUGUCGUUGCCACACAGCUCUGCUGCUGCAGAGAGAAAAUUUUUUGAAAUUUCUUUAAUAAAAACUAAAUUACGAAAUAAAUUAGAAUUUAAGACACUAAAUAACAUUAUGUAUUGUAAGGAAUUGAUUAAUUGUAAUGACCUUCACUAUGUUUGGUCUCCAAAAGACUGUUCAUUUUUAAAAAUGAACUAAGUUUAAAUUUAAU